AUGGCUGAGAACCAUGCAGAUAUCAUGGGCUCGAGGCCACAUUACUGGCUCGAACUACUGGGAACAGUCCAAGACUACCAGGACAAAGGCGCUGCUUCGCUGCUGAUCAACUGGGGCUUGCAACGCGCCGACGAGGAACGAGUCGAGUGCUACAUCGACUCGAGUCCGCAGGCGAUUUCCAUCUACGAGCGUUUUGGCUGGGUGGUGAAAAAGAGAUCCUGCAGGGUAGCAUCAGGAAUGACUACUACCUACCACGCUAAGCUCAAUAUCGUAAUGGACUCGACUCAGCUUAGACAACGUGAUGUACGCGUGGAUGAAGAUGUUGGGCAGUGA
Rasamsonia emersonii CBS 393.64 is the source of this 333-nucleotide messenger RNA. Its product is annotated as Acetyltransferase, GNAT family. Gene Ontology annotation, molecular function: acyltransferase activity, transferring groups other than amino-acyl groups. NCBI's taxonomy places the organism in Eukaryota, Fungi, Ascomycota, Eurotiomycetes, Eurotiales, Trichocomaceae. The record is from RefSeq and is a predicted model, not a curated record. Bases 1 to 333 code for a protein of 110 amino acids. The transcript has 5 exons.